AUGGACUCCAUUGCAAUCGUGACGCGCCUCCAACAACAAGUCGAUGACGACACCCACGCUCUCAACGAGUUGAGUACGGUAUACCAAGCUCACUCGCAACAAGUGGAGGAAGCCGAUGAUACGCCCACGCCAGUGAUCGACAGCUUCUUCAGUCAAGGAGGCAACGCAGCCCUCACAACCAUGUCGAACUUUACUCUGGCCGAGAUUGAAACAAUUUGGGCCGUAGUCGAACCCGCCAUGGUGACAAGCUGGACUAUGGGACGAGGCCGCAAGUCAAAAACCUCACCAAAGGAUGCAUUUUUCAUGCUCCUGUCUGUGCUGAAGCACUGCAACGCUUGGGACAAACACGCCCUCGACUUCAACAUGAAGGCUCCAACAUUCGAAAAGAUGAUCCAGCGUGUAAUUGACAUCUAUGUUAUGCCUGUCAACAUGACCCGUCAAGUCCAACAAGGAAAGGCUUUUGCCAACUUUCCGUCUGCACUGUAUUGUACGGAUGUCAAGUUUCAGCCCUCGUAUCGACCAACUGGACGUUUCGACGAAGCCAAGCACUACUUCUCGGGAAAGCACAAGCUCUACGGUCUGAAGCUCGAGUACUCCGUUGCCUACCCCGGGGUUGCAGUCGAUAUAUCUGACCACACACCAGGAUCAGUUUCUGAUUUGACCAUUUUCAAGCAACGUCGGAAUAUCCACCAAGAAAUGCUUCGGAAGUCUGCGCCCGAACUGGACACGGUGGACCACGACGAAGGUUCCGACGAGUACCCAGACUCGUGGAGUGUCCUUGUGGACAUGGGCUAUCAAGGGUUAAGAAGUGAGGUUCGAGCAAUUCACCCAACUCGAAGACCCCAAGGUGGACUCCUCUCAGCCCGAGAGCUGGAACGAAAUGGGCGUGUGUCUUCCGACCAGGUUCUCGUCGAGAAUUAUUUUGGUCGGAUCUGCAGCCUUUGGAAAAUUAUGCGCGAGACGUACAAGUGGAACGAAAACCGUUUUGACGUUGUCUCAAGAUUAUGCUGUGCUCUCACCAAUGCACAUGUGUCGUGGAUGCCGCUACGAGGUACUGACGGAAUUUACUAUCAUGGUGUUUUGUCUCGCUACAGCAGCAUGUCAAAUGAGGCGGCAAGAAAGCGCAGUCGAGCGCAGGCUCAGUAUCGUGCCCGUCGUGCAAGGCAUCUGGAGCUCACGUCGCCUCAAGUUGAUCGACGACGGUCGAUUUUCUAG
Aphanomyces invadans is the source of this 1215-nucleotide messenger RNA. RefSeq lists its product as hypothetical. NCBI's taxonomy places the organism in Eukaryota, Oomycota, Saprolegniomycetes, Saprolegniales, Verrucalvaceae. The transcript has a single exon. Bases 1 to 1215 code for a protein of 404 amino acids. The record is from RefSeq and is a predicted model, not a curated record.